AAGGUGAUUUAUAUUCAUUUGUGUCCUCAACUUCACUUUUUACAUGAAACAUUUACGGCUCUACAAACGCGUUCAUGUUCACAUGUUAAUUAAGUGUCCUAAUUGCUGCUCGGUGAGGAGGGGAGUGAGGAAGAGGAGGAGGGGCGCGCGCGGGCCCCGGCUCGGCUGCAGAUGAAGCUCUCCAAACGCUCGCGCCGGGACUCUCAGGGAAUUCAUCCGAACCGCGCACGACCAUCGUCGGACUGACAUGAGGCGAUGUCCCGCGCAGGAGCCCAGAGCGCGAAGCUGUGUUGGCUGAUCCUGCUGGGCCUCUCCUGCCUGCGGGAGGCCGGCGGCAGAGCGGCCGAUGCGGGCAGCUGCCAUGAGGUGAAGACGGCGUACAUGAUGCGCCAGAUCGGCCCCGUGGAGCUGGUACCGGACCGGCCCGGAACAGGUGAGUCUCUUCAAUUAUGCCCUCACCCGGGACCCACCUGCUGUACCAGUAAAAUGGAGGACAGCUACAUGACGGCUGUUCGCAGUGAAACGCAGCAGAAGAUACGCUCGUACAGUUUUGAGCUCAAGUAUCUGAUUGCUGGACACACCAAGGCCUACCAAGAGACCUUUGAGUCGCUGGUGUCCUUCACGUCUGAUCUGACCAGCACUCUCUUCGACAGUGCCUACUCCACUCUCGCAUCUGACUCUCGACCUCUAGUGCUGCAACUGUUCAGCGACGUUAAACGUCACCUAUCUGGAGACCCAAACUCCUCCCUGGACACUGCUGUGCGCCGAUUCUACAAUGAUCUCUUCCCACUGGUGUAUCGGCGCGUACUCAACCCAGGGCUCGGCCACACGUCGCGGUCCUCCCCUUCCUCUAAUCACGACGACUGCCUGCGGAUGACUCGGCACGAUCUAAGCCCAUUUGGACCCCACCCCAGGCUCCUUACCAGCAGCUUGUCUCGCGCGCUCAGACCUGGGCGAGCGCUGAGCCAGCUGCUGAGACUUGCCGGAGAGAUUGUAAAUGCUACAGAGAAGGCGACUCUAUCCAGAGAGUGUGGGCGGGGCUUAGUGAGGAUGCAGUACUGUUCCCACUGCAGAGGACUGACACUGAUACGACCCUGUACCGGACUGUGUAUCAACAUAAUGAGGGGAUGUCUGCUUGGUGUAUCUGAGCUGGGCGCACCUUGGGGCGGCAUGGUGGUAUUGCUACAACGGUUGGCUGGUACUUUAGCGACCAGCAGCAACCAGAACAGCUUGGAGUUGGCCCUAUUAGCUGUCCGAAACCACGUGAAUGAUGCAAUACUCCAUGCACAACUGCAUGGACCCAAGAUAACAACCCUGGUUGAAAAGGUGUGUGGGUCCCAGGUGCCGGGUCCCAUGGUCUCCAGUGAACGUCCGUCACACUCGCAAACGACCACUCGUGAGACUUCAAGUUUCAAGAAGUCACACGUGACUUCAACUUCUUCCCUUCAACAGAGUGUGCAGUCCAGAAAGACUUUUCCACUGAAAGGUUCAGGAGGAGGUAAAAGUCGAAGCCUGAAAAAACUAUCAAGGGAAUUUGAGGGCUCUAUCCAGCGGUACCAGUGGUUUUUUUCUGAGCUGCCAGAGAUGCUUUGUGAAAGUGAGAUGGAGGUUGAGCAACAUACAUGCUGGAGCGGCCAGGAUGUUGUAGAGAGUUAUGCAGGUCAUGUUGCUGGCAGCUCAAUAAAAGCUCAGAGGGAGAAUCCAGAGAUGAGCGUCCGUAAUACAGAUGUGGUCUUGAAGCGGGCAAAACAGAAGCUGGAGAAGGUGACACAGGAACUGUUGGUGGAGCUCGGCUGGGCCAGCAAAGAGCCAGAACGGGGAGAGGAAGACCGCGGGGGAAGCGUGCAGACGAAAGACGGAGGCAGCGGAGAAGAUUGUGAUGAUGAAGAUGGCUGUGAAACAUCUGGUCAGGAGAGUGGUGAUGAAAUAUCCAGCGGGCACAGUCCAGAAACACAAGAUCUCGCUGCUCCUCCUCAGCUUCACCCAGUCCCUCCUCAUCUCCACUCCCCUCCGCAGGUGGUGGUACGCGACUCAGCCCCCCUCCUGACUUCUGGACCUCUGACGUCUGUCAUUCUGCUGCUAUUUCUGCUGUGUCCAUGGGCCCCCCGCUGAACAUGAGUCGACGGAUCCUCAGAGGGGAACAGAAAAGCCUGAACAGCAACUACGUUGUGCGUUGUUGAGGAGUGAUCCUGCAGUUUGAGCACCUCAUCUGCUCUGAUCGGUCUACCUGACGGGAUAAGCUGCGGAUUUUCCGCAGAUGCACAAGAUAUGCCUUUUUGUAUUACUUGUACUGACCUCCACAUGUGUUCAUUUGUGUUUAACUUUGAUCAGAUAGACUGCACAGUACUACUGACUGUAUUUUUUUUCUUUUUGAAGAGGAGUGUAAAUACAAAUAUAUAUAAAUUUUAUAUUUAUAUGAAGAAUUUGAAUAGAUAACAAUGUUUUUAUUUGUAAAUAGAGGUUAAUAUAGGGACAGAAACAACAUUUGCCGCAAACUGAAGCUCAAGUCACAAGAAACUGCAGGAAGAAGUCUUUUUUUGGAGGCUGUUUCACUUUGUGAGUGUCCAAAAAUGAUCCAGCUGCUCAAAUUCUUGUCUCAGAUUGAGUUAGAAUUGUUGGUUUAUUUCAAGCAAUAAUUAUGAAGCAAGUUUUUUUUGUCUCAAACAUCUUCUGGCAGCAGCAUAAAAGCUUCUACAAAAGCUUGUCGGCUUGUUGAUUUUUUCAGAAAAGAAGACUUUUAUCUUUUUUUUUUUUUUCUUACACUCAACUCUGUUAAUGCAAGAUUUUAAUAUUUGCAGCUCUGAAGGUUGAAGUUGCUCCACAGUCAACCAAAAACUAACCAAAAACUUGGCAUAAAGGAUCCAAUCAUGUGCGAAGUACUCACCCAGGAAACAGAACAGCCUUAAUAUAUUUUUUUAGUCUUAGAAAACAAAAGAAAAAAUUAGCUAAAUAUUUUUUCCUGAUGGUCAAAAUUCAGAAAUUGAAGGGCAACGGUUCUUUUUUUUUUUUUUAGUUCUGCUUCAGUUUUUCUUUUCUCACUAAAUAAUAACAGGCAACCGAAACAAGACAAGAGAGGCAAAAAGAACAACCAUCUGCUCAGACAAUGAAUAAUAUAACAUUUCGCUGUAAUAUGCAAAAGAUGAACUGUCAUGUUCUUUCAAAGACUGGCUAGGAACCAAACAAGACUGAAUAGACGAAAAAAAAAGGAAAAAGAAAUCCACAACAUGGCCAACAAUUCACAGCUUUUUAUUUUAUUUUUUUCUUUAGUCUUUUUGUUUUUUAUACAUUUUAAAUAAAGACAACACUUUGGGUGGUGGGAAUCAUUGAGGAAGCUGCAAACUAUUUCAUAUAAAUGAAUACAUCAGAAUUGUAAGGCUUUGUGGUAAAGUGUCAACCAAUCUGCACAAAAGCUCCAGAUAAAUACCUGCAAAAUGGAUGGAACACAUUGAGAAGGAUGUGAAUAUUUGUCACCUUGUAGAGUGCAAUCUAAAGCCUGAAACUAUGAAGAAAUAUAGUAAAACUGUCCUACAGGUAAUGGUACAAAUAUUUUAAAUCUGUUUGCUAGACUGUGACUGUGUCGGCCUUGCAUCAGCUGCAACAUGUUUUCAGGAGGAUCUCACAAAAGUUUAUUUUUAUAUAUUUUACAUCCUCAUUAAAUAACCGUGAUUUAUGUUUAAUAAGUCUAACAAAAUCCAAACUAAAUUAAUGUUAACUCUUGAGUAAAAGAUGUGUAUGAACUUAAAUUUAGUUUACCUCUGUUGGUCCUGUGUUUGUGUCGAUAGGCGCUGGUGUGCCAAGAACAAGCUGCCUUGGUUUCAUGUUAACACCGGUAAAUCUGAAUUUGAAGUGUUAAACUCAACAGGCGCCCUGCAAGCUCGCCUGUGGUUGCUUUUGCCUUCCUCUGUAAGCCACAGAGCUCCUGUAAGUUCCACCAGCCCACUUACUGCUAAACUUUGUCCUGCAACUCUGUUCUGUUUUUAAUAUCUUCAUAAAUAAAAAGCAUUUUCCAAAAUAA
Messenger RNA from Oryzias melastigma (Indian medaka), 4015 nucleotides. Its product is annotated as glypican-5. Lineage: Eukaryota; Metazoa; Chordata; Actinopteri; Beloniformes; Adrianichthyidae. The record is from RefSeq and is a predicted model, not a curated record. Gene Ontology annotation, cellular component: plasma membrane; extracellular region; cell surface. Gene Ontology annotation, biological process: cell migration; regulation of protein localization to membrane; positive regulation of canonical Wnt signaling pathway. The coding region runs from base 256 to 2112 and encodes 618 amino acids. The transcript has 11 exons.